Messenger RNA from Macadamia integrifolia, 2031 nucleotides. RefSeq names its product protein ABHD18. Lineage: Eukaryota; Viridiplantae; Streptophyta; Magnoliopsida; Proteales; Proteaceae. Bases 658 to 1743 code for a protein of 361 amino acids. The record is from RefSeq and is a predicted model, not a curated record. The transcript is spliced from 5 exons.
CUCCAGUCACUUGAGAUACCGGUAAAACAAGAAGGAAGAGAAUCUAUGGGUCCGAAACAACCAAUUGCCAGAACUUUCAAAUAACUGGAGGGGAUCUGUAGCUUCCAAGUUCGUGGGUCACUUCUUUCUCGUAUGGCCUCUGUGGCUCUGUUAUUCGUUUCUCUCCUUCAAAACUUCAAUCCACCUCGAUCCUCUCGCUGCAGCCUGCGAGCCUGACAGUAGGCGACUCCUUCCUCUCGAUCUGUUAUCCGUUUCCUAGAUUUGAUCGGUCCCCGACUUCUUGUUUUGAUUGAGAAUACAGGUUUGAGAUUGGAUUAAGUGACGGAAGCUGCGGCUUUGGAUUAUUAUUUGGAUUUCUGAGAUUAUGAAAAAAAUCUGGGUAGGAGUCUUCUAAGUAUUCAAUCUGAUUCAUAUGGAUUUAUUUUAGCUGAUAAUAAAACUUUUUGAUGUUGGAUCCGUCUUAUUUUUAUCUGGGUUUGUUCUAAAUCAGUUGCGGUUCACUGUGUUUUAUGGAUUUUCCUCUUUUCCCCUUUUUGAUGUUUGUGCUAUUGAGAGAGAUUUCAAUUGGACCAUCUCUGACAUUGUAAAUUGUAAUCCAUUAUCGGAUUGAAAUCUUCGAUUUGGAGGUGUUUCGGUUGUGGGUUUUUUCUUUUGAACAUGGUUACCGUAAAUCUGGGCAUCCUUCAUUAUGUAUUGGAUCACAUCUAUGGUGCAUUGGUUCACCGAACGAAGAUAACCCCACCAUUCUUCUCCGGAGGAUGGGGAGGUAACAAGCUGGAUCUGUUAGAAAGCAUGAUCAAGGAGCUCUUGCCCAAUUUGGCAGCCACGAAUUGGCCCCCUAAUCUGGUGCAGCCCACAUGGCAAACGGUUUGGGAGACGAAGACUGCUUGCCUCAAAGAAGGUGUUUUCAGGACCCCUUGCGACGAGCAGCUCAUUAGUGCAUUGCCGCCUGAGAGUUACACUGUGCGGGUCGCUUUCCUUGCACCAAAGCUCGUCCAGCCGCAUAAGAUGGCCUGUGUGGUUCAUCUUGCAGGAACUGGAGACCAUUCUUUUGAAAGGAGGUUACGUCUUGGUGCACCGUUGUUGAAGGAAAACAUUGCAACCAUGGUGCUUGAGAGCCCUUUUUAUGGAAGGCGGCGUCCUUUACUACAACGGGGUGCAAAGCUUCUGUGUGUUAGUGACUUGCUGUUGUUAGGGAGAGCCACCAUAGAGGAAGCUCGCAGUCUGUUAUACUGGUUAGAUGUGGAGGCUGGGUUUGGCAAAACAGGUGUAUGUGGACUUAGCAUGGGGGGUGUACAUGCUGCAAUGGUUGGAUCACUGCAUCCCACACCAGUUGCCACAUUCCCAUUUCUCUCUCCACACUCUGCUGCUGUGGCAUUCUGUGAAGGAAUAUUAAAACAUGCCACUGCAUGGGAGGUAUUGAAAGAAGAUGUAACAGCAGCACAGAGGGCCACAAUGACACUAGAGGAAGUAAGAGAACGUAUGCGAGAUGUACUAUCACUAACGGAUGUGACAAGAUUUCCAAUUCCAAAAAAGCCUCAGGCUGUGAUAUUUGUAGCUGCAACUGAUGAUGGGUAUAUACCAAAGCACUCAGUGUUGGAGCUUCAAAAAGCUUGGCCUGGUUCAGAAGUAAGAUGGGUAACAGGGGGUCAUGUCUCAUCCUUCCUCCUCCAUAAUGAUGCCUUUCGCAAUGCGAUUGUUGAUGGGCUUGACAGGUUACAGUGGAAGGAGUCUUCAUUGUGACACCACGUGCUGUUACACAGGAGAUUGUGUUCAAGUCUUUUGGAUUCUUUUCUUCUUUUUACUUGCUGCUUCUGUGACAUGAACUAUACCUGUAAGCACCCAACUCCCCCACAAAGGAAAAGGGAUAAAAAGGGGGAAGGCAGGGGGUUCAAUCAGAGAGUCAGUGCUUCAAUUUGUUUUCUUGUGUGUAACAGCCAAUGGAGAGCUAGGGGGAGAAAUUGUCAUCGAAGUAAAGAAUGUUUACAUUUGCUGAUUUCAUUUAAUUUAAACAGUUUCCUUAUUCUUUCA